AGGUUGAGGGGUAAGAAUGAUACCGCGCGCGUAAACAAACGUCUCAUUAUGUGGGAGCUACAUAUCCCCACAUGCGACGUCACAUCUCCCACUUACUGGCCCAUUCACGCAUCUGCCGUUCGGUAAUAAACAUAGGACUAACAGAACGUGAAGGUUAGUAUGUCCGGAGAAUAAAAGGAAAAUAAACCAUUAGAUCAGAUCUAACACUUCUUCGACUUGAAUAAUUUCACCUCAUACUAUAUCUACACUAUCAAGAUACUUGAACAACACUCAUACCUCAUUAUCGUCAACAUGGUGGCUGCUAUAAAACGACGUGAACCUGCCAAAGAUCCACAGAGAGUCUUCCACUACACAGACCUCCAGAGAACCAAACCAACCCGCGAGAAUGACCCCUACGAGUAUCAAGCAGGCUGGGGUAACCGCCAUCAAUCAGAAGUCAUUCCCGGUACCCUCCCGGCCGGUCAAAACAAUCCCCAAGACAGAGGCUUUGGUUUAUACACUGAAGGCAUCACCUACUCUGCAUUCGCAGCUCCUCGUGGUCUCAACAUGAGCACUUACAUGUACCGUGCUCGACCAUCAGCUGCUCAUCAAGGCUACUCAAGCAUUGAUACAAAGUCCCAUAUUGAGAACUGCUUUUUAUCACUGAACCCCAAGGUUGAGCCUUUGUAUCAACAGGCUGAGUGGUCGCCGUUUCCACUGCCGAAGGAUGAUGAGACGAUUGACUUUACCGAUGGCUUGCAUACCCUCGCUGGAAGUGGUGAUCCCAAUCUUCGUCAGGGGAUCGCUGUGUAUGUUUACAUGAUCAACUCGUCUAUGAUCAACAAGGCAUACUGCAACACAGACGGCGAUUUUCUCAUCACUCCUCAACUUGGCAUCAUAGACAUCCAAACUGAGAUGGGUCGUCUCUUUGUCCAGCCUGGAGAAAUAUGCGUCAUUCAGCGCGGUGUCCGGUUCCGCAUUAAUCUCGCUGAAGGUGUCCCUGUUGCCCGCGGACAUAUUGCCGAAGUCUGGGGAUCUAUGUGGGAGCUUCCUGACCUGGGACCAAUCGGAGGACAUGGUUUGGCUAACCCAAGGGAUUUCCUUUAUCCCGUCGCUCAUAUCGAUGAGGACUUACAUGUGCCUUUCAAGAUUGUUGUCAAGAAUAACGGGAAGCAUGUUGUCAUCAGUCAGGAUCAUAGCCCUUUUGACGUUGUUGCUUGGCAUGGGAACGCAGUUCCCUACAAGUACGAUUUGACAAAGUUCGCGUCUCAGAACAGCACCAGCAUUGAUCACACUGAUCCCAGUAUCAACACUGUCUUGACGGCAAAGUCAUUCGACCCUCAUGUUCCACUCGCAGACUAUCUAUGGUUCGGUCCUCGCUGGGACGUAGCUAGCAAUUCUUUACGUGCACCUUACUACCAUAGGAACAGUGCGACUGAAAUGUUGGCUUGUAUCUAUGGAGCUGGUCUCGGCCGCUCCGAUGACUUUCUUCCUGGUGGCUGUAGUUACGAGGGUGGACAUACUCCACAUGGUGGUUUUGGUGAAGAGUACAUCACCGAAUCCGUCUUACAGCAUAAUGAACCGCGCAGGAUCUUAGAGAAUCAAAUGACGAUCAUGGUUGAAUCGUCACGCACAUUCCUGUUUACAGAGUAUGCUCGAGAGAUCUGCGGUGUUCUUCACAAACAGGCUACCGACUAUCGAGUUUGGGAUAACCUGCCUGAUCGUUUCUCAGCACAUCCUUUGACCAAACAGUUGCUUGAGCGCGUUGCGAAGGACAAGGCGAACCAGAAGAAGGCCGUUAACUACUAUCACUCAGUUCAGUUGCUGGAUGCAAAGGGUCAACCUACGCAGGUCUUGCCUCAUGAGAUCAAUGGACACGCGCUCAAGACUGGUCAAGUCUGAUGCUAUAGUGUGGAAUUAGGACAUGCUGUGGAUUUUACCUGGAGCGAAGAAGUAUCUUGUAUGUGUAUUUUAUAACUUUGUGCGCCCGUAGGUUCUCGCGUAUGAAUAGUAUCUUUUCUAGCA
Molecule: messenger RNA, 2004 nt
Organism: Fusarium redolens
Lineage: Eukaryota; Fungi; Ascomycota; Sordariomycetes; Hypocreales; Nectriaceae
Product: RmlC-like cupin domain-containing protein
Exons: 3
Coding region: 292-1881 (529 amino acids)
Biological process (GO): L-phenylalanine catabolic process
Cellular component (GO): cytoplasm
Molecular function (GO): homogentisate 1,2-dioxygenase activity
Source: RefSeq, a predicted model, not a curated record